This is a messenger RNA of Seminavis robusta, 2217 nucleotides long. Lineage: Eukaryota; Bacillariophyta; Bacillariophyceae; Naviculales; Naviculaceae. The record is from the annotation of a GenBank genome assembly.
AUGAUGAUGGCCCCCGUAUUGUCGGUAAUACAAAUACUAGCAGUAUUGCUCCUCUGUCAAGCCGUUUCCGUCACCCAAGCCCUCAGCAGCCCUUCACCCAAUAAGCAGAACAGCCCAGUGGGAAAACGAUUCCAGUAUGGAGGUGGAAGAACGGCAGGGCAGGCCGACAUGCCCAACUUGAGCAAUGAGGAAGACGACAAUGACGAAGCCAUUGACCGUUGGCAACCCCAACCACUGCAACCCGACGAAGCCAGACUGACGGUGGUGCAAAUCACAGAUGUCUACACUCUGGAACAUUUUGCCUCCCUCAAGACCAUGCUGGCGACGACACGACAACAAUUGAAGCAAUACAAACAGCAAUUGGCAGCAUCAGAAGGAGAAGAAGACACAUCAUCAGAAGAAGAAACUAAUGAUGAUGAUGAUCAGUACCUAACUGACAAAUCCGACGACGGUGUCAUUUCCGUCUUGACGGGAGACUUUUUAGCGCCCUACUUGUUGUCGUCGGUCGAUCGAGGCAAGGGCAUGAUGCGUGCUUUGGCGGGGACUCCCGUCGACUAUCUCACGUGGGGCAAUCACGAAGCCGACAUUGAUCAUCGGACCGUCUGUCGUCAUGUUCGUGAGUUCAACGGGAAAUGGAUCAAUUCCAAUAUGCUCGAUCAUGAGGCCAUGGAUGCGCAGCAAGAUUAUGAUGUCGUCGAAAUUGAGUCUGCGAAUGGCCACCACAAACGACGCAUUGGAUUGGUGGGAGUAUUGAGUGACGAUCCCGAUCUUUAUUCGCAUUUCAAACCGCCCGGGGCAUUUGGAGGCGCCACCAUUACCGAUCCUUGGAAGACUUUACAGGAAUAUCAAACCAAAUUAGAAGGUCCAACACACAAUUGCGAUGUCGUACUGCCGUUGCAGCAUUUGUACGUGCCAGACGAUCACAAGACAUGUCAACAAUUCGACUUUCCCGUGGUACUUUCCGGUCACGAUCAUCAUCGAGUGGACGAAAUCGUCCAUGGCACACGUCUGCUCAAACCGGGGCUGGAUGCCAUUUAUGCCACCGUCUUGGAACUAUCGUGGGCGACUGCCGAACAAGUGGCACCCACCGUGAAAGCACGCUUUGUCAAGACGGACGAUUGGCCCGCCGAUCCGGAAUUGGAAGAAAUCAACGAUCGAGCUUAUGAUUCACUCGCACCAUUGCGUGAUACCGAAUUGGCCCGUGUCCCACCGGCAUUUGAACCACUGUCCAGUGUCAAUAGUCGAGGACGGGUCUGUAGUAUGGGACGAUUUCUGUGUUCGCUAGUCAAGUCGUCAUUGAAUAGUACGCAACGACGACAACGGGCUCAUCGAGUCGAUGCCGUCUUACUAAUGGGUGGAAAUAUCCGUGGAGGAACGGAUUACCCCAAGGGAAGUUACUUUAGUUUGGAAGCUUUGGAGGCAGAAAUCAAACCAGAUGAAUCCGUGGCCGUGGUGCAAAUGCCGGGGUGGCUCCUGGCCAAGGGCGUGGCCGAAACCCAUUCGGGUGAUCCCAUACCGGGGUGGAUCCAAUAUGAUGAUGGAGUCAAAGAGAAGCUGCCGGAGGAUGGGGAUGGCGCGCCCGUGGUGACACAUGUCAAUGAUUUGCCCAUUGAUCCCGACAUGACGUAUCGAGUUGCCACCAAAAUAUCCGACUUGGCAAAUGGACAAAGUCCUUCUUGGAAGGAAUACUAUUUGAAACAUGGCAUUGACAAUCUGAUUUCAGAUUAUACAACCUACCCCGAGGCAUUGCCCACAAAGGGUGCCUACGUCAAUGUCUAUGCAGAACUCAUGAGCUUCUUUAGCAAGAACCUAUGGAGAAAGAUGUGGGAGGCAAUGACGCCUUUGGCCAUGGCCGUGGAGAAGGGGACUGAAGUCGACAAUCUGGAGAUUGACGCGACUUCCUUGGAUGAAUUGUGCGAUGUAGAAGCCAACUGCUUGCCAGAACAACGGCUGUCUGUCCUGGAUCAAGAUGAUUCCGGUGUAGUGACGAUUGACGACAUUCACUUGGCACUCGCGGAUAUCUUGCAUCUUUCAGUGGAUGGUAGCGGGACCGAAACGUCUCUGGCCGAGUUUGUUCAUAACUUUGCCGAUGCCGAUGGGGAUGGAGUUGUGACGGUGGGCGAUAUGAAGUCCUUUUGUGCGGAGAUUCCAGAAAUUUACGACAAUCAAAAGUGGCGAUUGGCGUUUCCCAGACCGGAACAGUUGCUUUCCCGGUGA